AUGGAACCACAGCAGAAGCAUUCAAGGAUCAAUCUUGCCGACAUGAAAGAUCAAUUAACCAGAAAGCUCGGACCUGAAAGAUCAAAACAGUAUUUUGAUUACUUGAAAAGGUUUUUGAGCUUAAAGCUGAAUAAGAUUGAGUUCGAUAAGCUUUGUUUAAGAACUAUUGGAAGAGACAACUUAUCACUUCAUAAUCAGUUAAUUCAAUCACUUUUAAAGAACGCUUCCACCAGAAAACCCCCACCUCCUCCUCCACCACCACCACCGAAGGUUCACCAUGAAAAUGGAUCAGUUACAGUUACAGCUCCACUUGGGAUUCCAUGUGGGGCCCGAAAGGUGUCAUCCAAUAAUCGAAAGUAUGUAACUGUUUUUGACACUGGUGGAUUGAUGGAUACGAUCAGAUUAAAAGAACGUAUGGAUCAAAUUACAGCAGCACAAGGUCUUCAAGGAGUAUCAAUGGAUUGUGCUAGUGUACUGAAUAAAGGAUUAGACGCUUAUUUGAAGGGGUUGAUAGGGUGUUUUGGUAAUUUCAGGACACCAGUCAAACAACAUUUUGGAAGUUUGGGGAGAAGUGAAGAACACGAAGAGAAACAAAGGAUUUGUUUGUUAGAUUUUAGAGUUGCAAUGGAAGUUAGCCCUCGACAGCUAGGGGAAGAUUGGCCCUUUCUGCUCGAAAAGAUUUGUAAUUGUACUUGUACACAUGCUUUUCAGGAAUAA
This is a messenger RNA of Lactuca virosa, 717 nucleotides long. The record is from the annotation of a GenBank genome assembly. Lineage: Eukaryota; Viridiplantae; Streptophyta; Magnoliopsida; Asterales; Asteraceae.